AUGGAUACUCCAUCAACUGCACAAGUUCAACAAAUUCGUGAUAUUACCCGAAUGGAACGCAUUGGUGCUCAUUCGCACAUUCGGGGUUUGGGUCUCAAUGAUAGUCUUGAAGCCCGCGCCGUUUCUCAAGGGAUGGUGGGACAAAUAAAAGCGCGACGUUCGGCUGGACUUAUACUUGAAAUGAUCAAAGAAGGAAAAAUUGCUGGUAGAGCUUUGUUAAUCGCUGGACAACCGGGAACAGGGAAAACGGCUAUUGCAAUGGGCAUAUCACAAGCACUUGGUACCGAUACACCGUUUACAGCAAUGUCCGGGAGUGAAAUAUUUUCACUUGAAAUGAGUAAAACUGAAGCAUUAACCCAAAGUUUUAGAAGAUCAAUCGGCGUUCGAAUCAAAGAAGAAGCCGAGUUUAUCGAAGGAGAAGUGGUUGAAAUACAAGUUGAUCGUCCAGCAACGGGAACGGGAGCAAAAAUUGGCAAACUAACAUUGAAAACAACUGAAAUGGAAACAAUCUAUGAUUUAGGGCAGAAAAUGAUUGAAGCAUUAACAAAAGAAAAAGUUCAAGCGGGUGAUGUAAUUGCAAUUGAUAAAGCAUCCGGAAAAAUAUCAAAAUUAGGCAGAUCAUUUACUCGUGCAAAAGAUUACGAUGCAAUGGGACCACAAACUAAAUUUGUUCAAUGUCCCGAAGGUGAAUUACAAAAACGUAAAGAAGUUGUUCAUACCGUCACAUUACAUGAAAUCGAUGUUAUUAACAGUCGUUCACAAGGUUUUCUAGCAUUAUUUUCGGGUGAUACAGGUGAAAUUAAAUCAGAAGUACGCGAACAAAUUAAUGAUAAAGUUGCUGAAUGGCGUGAAGAAGGCAAAGCUGAAAUUGUACCGGGUGUUUUAUUUAUUGAUGAAGUACACAUGUUAGAUAUUGAAUGUUUUUCAUUUUUAAAUCGUGCAUUAGAAAGUGAUAUGGCACCUAUAUUAAUUAUGGCAACAAAUCGUGGCAUAACAAAAAUUCGUGGAACAAAUUAUACAAGUCCACAUGGUAUACCCAUUGAUUUACUUGAUCGUCUAUUAAUUAUUACAACAACACCGUAUGAAGCCGAUGAAAUUAAGCAAAUCUUGAAAAUUCGUUGUGAAGAAGAAGAUGUUGAAAUGUCCGAUGAUGCUCUUACAGUUUUAACAAAAAUAGGUAAAGAAACAUCAUUACGUUAUUCCAUACAAUUGAUUACAUUAUCGAAUAUUAUUUGCCGAAAUCGUAAGGGUCGUGAAGUAACCGUGGACGAUGUUAAACGUGUCUAUGAAGUAUUUUUGGAUGAAGCACGCAGUAGUGAAAUGUUGAAAGAAUACGAACAAUAUUUUCUUUUCAAUGAUUCAGAACGUAUGUACUAG
Messenger RNA from Didymodactylos carnosus, 1377 nucleotides. The record is from the annotation of a GenBank genome assembly. Lineage: Eukaryota; Metazoa; Rotifera; Eurotatoria; Philodinida; Philodinidae.